Messenger RNA from Metschnikowia bicuspidata var. bicuspidata NRRL YB-4993, 756 nucleotides. RefSeq names its product non-specific serine/threonine protein kinase. The record is from RefSeq and is a predicted model, not a curated record. The annotation marks the transcript as partial. Gene Ontology annotation, molecular function: ATP binding; protein serine/threonine kinase activity. NCBI's taxonomy places the organism in Eukaryota, Fungi, Ascomycota, Pichiomycetes, Serinales, Metschnikowiaceae. The transcript has a single exon. Gene Ontology annotation, biological process: intracellular signal transduction; protein phosphorylation. Gene Ontology annotation, cellular component: cytoplasm.
AUGUCUACUACAGCGGCACGCCUUCAAGAGCAGAAUGAGACGGCUCAGUUGGCAGCUGAUUUCAACGAGUUUUACUUGCAAACUACACUGCCCACCAUAUCUCAAAUAGGAAACUAUCGAAUACUUCAAGAAGUUGGAGAAGGUGCAUUUGGCAAAGUCUAUCUUGCUGAGCAUGUUCUACUUCGCUCUCAGGUAGUAUUAAAGUGUGGAUUGUUGGAGGAUCCGAAUAUUGUCAGGGAAAUAUACUAUCACAAGCAACUCCGACAUCGAAACAUUGUGAAGUUGUAUGAGGUUAUCAAAACUGAGACUCAGUUGUGGAUGGUUUUAGAAUACUGUGAAGGGAAUGAGCUAUAUUACCAUAUAUAUGAAAAGCGGCGCCUAGAUAUGGAUUCUUGCAAAAAUCUAUUUUAUCAAAUUGUGGAGGCCAUACGAUAUGUUCACUCGCUUAACUUAUCACACCGCGAUUUGAAAUUAGAGAAUAUCUUGAUGGCCGAUCAGGAAAAGACCGUAAUCAAGCUCACAGAUUUUGGGUUUGUGAGAGAGUUUAAUCCUUAUAAGCGUUCAUUUUUGUCUACAAUGUGUGGUACAACUUCCUAUAUGGCCCCUGAGGUUCUCAAGAAUGAAAAGUACUCUGGGUUUGCAAUUGAUAUUUGGUCAAUGGGAGUGAUUCUCUAUGCUAUGGUUUAUGGUCAAUUACCUUUUGAUGAGGACGAUGAAAUGAGGACAAAAUUGAAAAUCAUAAGCACAGAGCCUACA